This is a messenger RNA of Chelonia mydas (Green sea turtle), 4935 nucleotides long. RefSeq names its product transmembrane protein 177 (gene TMEM177). The coding region runs from base 82 to 1011 and encodes 309 amino acids. Lineage: Eukaryota; Metazoa; Chordata; Testudines; Cheloniidae. The record is from RefSeq and is a predicted model, not a curated record. The transcript has 2 exons.
AGCCCUCUGCUUUACGGCACGCGCUUGCCCCGCGCUGCGUGGCGCGAGGUCCCGGCCGCAGAGGCAGGUUGGAAGUUGGCUAUGGCAGGUCCGUUCCUGUGGAAGGCAGCUGCGUUGGUAGAGAAGCACAGGACUGGCUUGUUGGCAGUGUCCUGCGCUGGGCUGUUUGGGGCUAACCUUUUCUAUCAUGUCUUUCCUGAGCAGACGUUCAAACUGUGGUAUCAGUGCUGGACUAAGGGGCAACCGGCUGAGCUCUCAGAGAAGCUACGCAGCCUCUUCCACGAUGUUCUGGGAGAUGUUGGAGUGAAGUCCGUGAAUUGUUACCAACCCUUUGCAGCUUUUGGCUUCCACCCAGUGAGUGCUGGGAUCCCAUGGCUGCCUGCAGGUUCUCUGGUGGGCAUCCCUGCCAAUUUCAAUAGCACCGCGGAGGACAGACAAGGAAUUGUCAACCGUGUUGUUGUGAUAAAUGGCAAAGAAGUGGACUGGGAGAGUAAACAAGGGCUAGCUUUGAAGGAAGCACUGAUGUUUUCACCAGAGGCUCAGAAGUUUGCCAUUGCCAGAGAGAUUGUGUACUUGCAAAGCAAUAGCCCUGCAGUUUAUGCAGCUGUGCCUCCUGCUUGCUUAGCCGGCACCUGUCUGUCUGGGGUGGCUAUAAAGCAGCUUCUGGGCUUGUAUUCUGGCCCCAGGGUGUUUCGAGGCAUUUAUAACAUCACCAUUGCAGCAAUCGGACUUGUUGGCUACUUUCUUGCUUAUGAUGCCGUGAGCCACGCACUAGACUACAGGUCGGACAGAAAGGCAGCCACCAUUUCCAAAGACUACGCCAGAGGUGGGGUGGAAUUCUACGACAAAAUCCUGUCCCGCAACAGGACACUCCGCACUCUUUUGGGCAAACAAGGAGAGAAAAUAUAUGCCCCUAGCGGUAAUCUUUUCCCUAGGUACUGGUUCAGAUUAAAGCACGCUCCAUACACUUCCAGAAGAGACUUGAUCUUUAACAUUUUAAGAGUGCCCUAGGCAUAGGAAGGGAGUGAUUGGAUUUUAAACUUGUAAAUUAUGUAUUCUCUUGGAACGCCACUGUGCUGCCUUCCUCUCCCGUCCCCUGCAACGUCAUUCAUGCUCUGCUUUUUUUUUUUUUUUUUUUGCAUAUAGUUUAGAAGUACUGUUUAAUUUUUCAUUCACUGGAUGCAUAUCUCUUAAAAAAUUAAAGACCUGUUUCAAAAGUCCUCUGUCCUACAUGCAUCUUAAACACUAAAGUCCACUCAGGGAGUGUUACUUCUCAGACACUGAUCUGGAAAUGCUGGUGCUUUACUCGCCUAUAGUUUUGAAAUAAUUUCUAAAGAAUGCAAAAGGUGAAGUACCCCACACAGAAUUUUUGUGGUAUUAAUUUAAAGAGGGGUGAAUGUGUGUAUGUAUAUUAUACAUAUUCUCCACCCCUCAUGUGGCACAGCCUAAAGGAAUGGUGGGAGCUCUAUCACAUCCAACGAGACAUUUAAAAUAGCCUAGACAAUACAGUGUAAGUUGCUCUCAUUCUGCUUGUGAAUUACAUUUUUUUGCCACUUAUGCUAUAAGGCACAGUGUCCCCGAGUGGUCCAGCUGGUGUGGGGCAGCUUCUUGUUAUCCCCAAUUCAGGGCUGUGGCUAAAAGUCAAGAGACCCAUUAACUCUUCCUUUUUUAACUCACUCAGAACUUGGGAGCUGCCAUCUUGCUGCCUGUUGAAAAAUUAAGACAGGAAAAAACUUGCUCUCCCCAUUAAAUUGCAUGGGAGAAGCAAGGUGCUAUGAACAGGGUUUUUACUGUUUUGUUCUUCGUUUUAAGUAAGUUGGAAUCUUUAUGGAAAUUUUCAUUAUGUCGCUUUGCAUAUGAAGUGUAAUGGGAGGGAGGCUGGUAGGGAGAGUUGAGUGAGCAAGGCUACUGCCAAUGUAGUGGGUGGGGUGAAUCUUUACAUGUUUGGUGGAAAAGCAAGGCUGGGGAGAGCUGUAAGUAUGUAUUGGGUGAAACUGGAGAAGUUGAGCAGGGAACCUGGCAUUUCGGCAAAGAUUAGGCUAAAGGAAGGGGGGACAGGUUUUGAGGAAUAUAGGGUAUUUAGAAAACAGAUUGUAUUCUUUAAAGCGUCUGUCUAUAAAGUGUGACCCUAGUGGAUAGAGCACUGGAUUGGGAAUCUGGAGCCCUGGGUUCUGUUCCUAUCUCUGCCACUGGCCUGCUGAGUGACCUUGGGCAAGUCAUUUCACCUCUGUGUGCGCCUCAGUUUCACCCUCUCUAGAGCGAAGAUGACAUUGACCUUCAUAAAGUGCUUUGAGAUCUGCUGAUGAAAAGCACUAUUUAUAAGGGCUUGAUUUUAUAAUUAUUAAAGAAAAACAAAUAUCGUUCAAGGGAGAGUAAAAGCAAAGAUAAGUGCAUUUGUUGACAGGCAGGCUGCUCUUUCAAAACAGAUUCAAACUUACCUAAAAACAGCAGCUCUCAGAGAACCUUUUUAAUCUAAGAGAAAGAGUGGACCUGAUUCUCCAUUGCCCUGGACCACAUGUAGUCAUUUUUCCCAGCACAAAGUCAGUGUUAAAUGCCACCAUUCUGACGUGGUAGCAUUUUACACCCGCUCUGCUCUAGUGCAAAUGACUACAACAAGCAAUGGAGUUCAUGCUUUCCUAAAUUGUCUGUAACCGUAGCCACCGCAGGCUGUGGUCCAAGCCAAAGGAAUAUUCAUACUUCAUCAGGAACUUAUAUAGCAGGGAGAUUUUAUGUGUGUGUUUAUUUUGGGGGCGGAAUUUUGAUGACAAAUUGCUGGAAUUUUCACUUAAUAUCAAGAGACUUAACAGAAAUAUUUGAUUUGGGUAAAAGACACUGCACAGCAUGUGUGCUAGAUGAAAAAUAAUUUUAUUGGGUUUGGUACCAUUUGCACUGUUGCUUGCUCCUUACUGAUGACAGUUGAAUGCGAUCAGAGAGGUUUAACAUGCUAUAAAGACAUUUUUAUUAGUAAGAGAAUCAAAAUCAGACACCCUUUCCGUAAGGAAAGUAGAGAAACCUGUAGCUCACAGAACAUAAGGUAACACGAGUCUGCAUUUUUGUUUUUCUGUUAAACAUUGCAUCAGCUCAUCAGAAUACAGUGUACCAGGAUGGGAGUGUGUUCUAAACCCUGCUGCAGUACAUAUGAAUGGGCUUCAGUAGCAUGCUUGAUUUUCUUUUGUCGCAAGAGGUCUGCCAGUGAAGGCCACCCCUGCAGUUCAGCUGGACAUCAUAACAGGAGUCAGACCACCACCCCCCUCCACUAACAUCUGCACAAUUUUCCAAACUUGACCUGUCAUUAUCAGUAUCCUUAGCUGAAAAUCUCAUGUUCUCAUGCAUGUUCCUGGUUCUGGAUGAGCUAAGAGAUUCUCCUGCAUUACCCUCAUACAUCCCUAACUUCAGCUGGUAAAAAUCUUCCUCAUCUCUCAUGACGAAGCUGUUGUAUUCUACAUGUUUCUGCCUGCCCUGGGCAUCAAGUAAAUUUAUCUGGACUUUGUACCAUUUUUGCUUGGUGAUGAGGUUGAUAAACUUAUUGCCAAGCCAGUGAUCUCCCUCUAGGUCACCAAAGCCAUAUUUGUAGGUUGUCCAGGCUUCUGACCAUGUGAGCUCAGUGUUGUGGCUGUUUCUCUGGAUUACUGUCCACCCAGUACAGCCAUCUAUCUAUCAUUGGACCACAGGCUUGCGGCUUCCUUCAGGCUGUGUGAUGUAAAGGCCACUCUCACUGUGGUGUGAAUGGAAAAGUUCAUCAUAGUCCCUUGGGAAAGCUGAGGCAUAAAAGAAGUUGUAGAUGAUUGGCUGAUUCUAAAACUCAAAGCUAAAUUGCUUUGUCUCUUCUCCGAAUAAGCUUAAAGCUAACAUAAACAGGAGUAUUAAAGGUCAAGACUGAAGUACAUUGCUUGUGAAGUGUGGAGCCCUAGAACUGGAAUAUAACUCAGAAUUUAGCCCAUUAUGUCAGAUUCUUCCCUGGUGUAACUCCACCAGAAUCCACAAAACUCAUCAAGAUUUACCCUGGGAAUGAAUUUGACCACUUUUGUUUUGUUUUGUUUGCUAUUACACAAUUUCUCCAUACUAAAUCCUGAGUGCACUAGGGGAAUGGAGACCCGCCUUCAGAAGAACUGCAAGUCAGCUAAUAUGGCAAUUUAAAAAAAUUAAAGAAAGUGGCUUGUCUGCUACCAUGGCUUAGCACAGCCUUGUCUUAAGUGCCUGCAGGCCGUUCUCCUAUGUAACAUUAAAGCAUAUUAUAAAGCCCCCGUGGUAGUAAUGAAUUUUCCAGCUGCUUACUCUGUAACUGCAAUGCAGCGGGUCUCUUUAGAAACUUCAAGGGCCUGUAAAUGCUUCAUUGUUCUCUCAUCAGCUGUUCAGGUAACCUGCUUUGGAAUGUAGACGUCAGUAAGUGUAAUUCUUUUUUUAAAAAUACAUGAUCUGGCUUUCCAAGGAGCAGCUUAUCAUAAAUAUAAAGGGAAGGGUAACCCUUUCUGUAUACAGUGCUAUAAAAUCCCUCCUGGCCAGAGGCAGAAUCCUUUCACCUGUAAAGGGUUAAGACGCUAAGGUAACCUCGCUGGCACCUGACCCAAAAUGACCAAUGAGGGGACAAGAUACUUCCAGAUCUGGAAGGGGGGGAAAAAGGUUUUUGUCUGUGUGUGUGAUACCUUUGCUGGGAACAGAUCAAAGAUGCAAGCUCUCCAUUUCCUGUAGAGUUAGUAAGUAAUCUAGCUAGAAAAUGCAUUAGGUUUUCUUUGUUCUUUGGCUUGUAAAUUCGCUGUGCUGGAGGAAAUGUGUAUUCCUGUUUUUGUAUCUUUUUGUAACUUGAGGUUUUGCCUAGAGGGAUUCUCUAUGUUUUGAAUCUGACUGCCUAUAAGAUUAUCUUCUGUUCUGAUCUUACAGAGUUGUUCUCUUAUCUGUUUUUGUUCUUCUAAUAAAGUUCUGAUUUUUAAGAAUCUG